Molecule: messenger RNA, 2667 nt
Organism: Trachymyrmex cornetzi
Lineage: Eukaryota; Metazoa; Arthropoda; Insecta; Hymenoptera; Formicidae
Gene: Su(var)2-10
Product: E3 SUMO-protein ligase Su(var)2-10
Exons: 8
Coding region: 196-1995 (599 amino acids)
Biological process (GO): regulation of transcription by RNA polymerase II; protein sumoylation
Cellular component (GO): chromatin
Molecular function (GO): SUMO ligase activity; zinc ion binding; transcription coregulator activity
Source: RefSeq, a predicted model, not a curated record
AGAGAAAGAGAGUGGGAGAAGGCGAAGAGCGAGAGAGUAAGAGUGCGUGCAGCGUGACAGGAUAGAGUGUGAGGCAGACGCGAGCGGCGAGACUGACCGGCGGGCGUGACGGUUGCAGUCGCGCGUUUUUUCAUAGUCGCGAAUUGUGAAAUAAUCGUCAGCAAAACGGCUGCGGGUAAAAAGUCGGCCAAGAAGAUGGCGGAUUCCGAGGAACUGGAGAGUAUGGUAUUAAGUUUUCGAGUGUCUGAGCUUCAGAUGCUUCUUGGUUUCGCCGGUAGAAAUAAGUCCGGCAGAAAGAACGAGUUGCAAGCUCGUGCAUUGGAAUUAUUGCGCUUAAGAUCACAUCCAGCCAUCCGGCUUAAAAUACGUGAAUUGUAUAAAACGAUACAGGCAGAUCAAAUGGCAACGCAUCAAAUGUAUGGGCAAACUGGUAGUUCCUCUGAGCCACAAAUUGACCAAAAUAUGCAUAAUCGAAAUUAUUAUUCAACAAGGUAUUUUUAUUGUUCAUUGAUACGUUUAUAUAUAUAUGUACAUUUAAGAAUGAAAAUAUAUAUUUUAUUAAGACAAGCGAUUAGUCAACAACAACAGCAACAGGCAUCAAUUUCUGCUGGGAAAGAAUUAACUCCUGCGCAUCAAGCAUCCUUACCUCAAGCACCUAGGACCAAUCCAGUAUAUCAGUCAACUGGUUACACUAGUGUAGCACCACAGCGUGCUACAAGUACAGCAUAUAGUCCAUAUCAGCAGUCUGUAUACCCAGCCAAAGUUUUACCAGGUCCAUUACAAAUACAACCUACAAGCCAAUAUCCAGUUCAUCCAGAUGUUAGGUUGAAGAAACUUCCAUUUUUUGACUUAUUAGGUGAAUUAUUGAAACCUUCUAGUUUAAUGCCACAGGGAACGCUGAGACUGCAGGAAAACACAUUCCUGUUUCAUUUGACACCACAACAAGCGACAGAUAUUGCAAGCUCACGUGAUUGUCGAGCUGGCAGUAAAAUGGACUAUGUUGUACAGGUACAAAUGCGAUUCUGUUUACAAGAAACAUCAUGCGAGCAGGAAGAUUAUUUUCCUCCAAACAUUGCAGUAAAAGUUAAUGGAAAAUUAUGUCCUUUACCGAAUCCUAUACCCACUAAUAAACCAAGUGUAGAGCCAAAGAGACCACCACGGCCUGUCAAUAUUAGUCCUUUAGUGAAAUUGUCACCUACUGUUGGAAACGAGAUUCGUGUUACAUGGUCGGCUGAUUAUGGUAGACGAUAUGCAAUUGCAGUAUACCUCGUCAGAAAAUUAUCCAGCGCGGAAUUACUUAGUAGAUUAAAAAAUAGAGGUGUAAGACAUUCCGACUAUACUAGAGGAUUAAUUAAGGAGAAAUUAAAUGAAGAUGCGGAUAGUGAAAUAGCUACAACAUCACUGAGAGUAUCGUUAGCUUGUCCUCUAGGAAAAAUGAGAAUGUGUACGCCAUGUCGUGCAUCGACAUGUUCUCAUUUGCAAUGUUUCGAUGCUUCUUUAUUCCUUCAAAUGAAUGAGCGAAAACCUACCUGGAAUUGUCCAGUUUGUGACAAGGCGGCACUUUAUGAUAAUCUUGUAAUUGAUGGAUACUUUCAAGAAGUUCUUAAUUCAAAUAAGUUAUUGCCAGACGUAAAUGAGAUUCAAUUAUUGCAAGAUGGUUCAUGGGAGAAUUUAGUACUGAAAAAAGAAAAAGAUAAAGAUAAGGAUAAAGAUAAGGAAAAAAGCGAAACAAAAACUGCGACUGAUUCACGAGAUAAUAAAAUCGAUGUAGACACAGUGGAUUUAGAUGAAAGCAAUCCUCCGGCACCAAAGGAAAAGAAACGUGCUGUCGUUAUCGAUUUGAUAUCAGAUAGUGAUGAUGACGAUGAGGAUAACACGCCGACACAAAGUACAAAGAAACCAGCCAGUGGCAUCUCAUCGCCAAAGAAAUCGCAGACCAGCUCCAUUAGUAGUACAAGCGAAUCGCCAGAAUUAAUGAUAAUCGAUUUAGAAUAAAGGAUUGUUUGAUAUACUAUAGAAUUUUUUGUAAAAAUUAUAUUUUCCUUUAUAAAGAAAAAGAUCUUGAUAAUUUUUUUCUCUUUAUAUACUCAGUCGGCACGUUUGUAUGACACACACACAUUAAGUUAUAAUUUAUUACUUUCGAGGAAGUGUAAAAUAAAUAAAGACGUUCAUUUAUUGUAACUUUAAUAACGUUCCAUUCUCAUAUACAAAUACAUCUCAUAUAUUUUAUUCAAUUUUACUUGGCAAACAGUGUAAUGCUAAAAUUACGUCUGGUGAGACUGCGAUAAGCAAAUAUUGUAAUAAAGAUUUUAUUUUGACCGAUGAUGUGAUCGCUGUGGAAUAAUUAUGUAACUGAAAAUAAAGUUACCUUUGUUUUUUGUAACACAAACUUAUUGUUAAUCUCAACAUAAGAUCUUGCGUAUAUAAGCUAUCUAAUUCAUACUUUAUUUUUUAUUUCACUUUUGCUACGUUCGGUUAUAGAUUCAGCGCAUGGAAGAUGUGUACAACAAUGCUUUUUUUCAUUUAAUGAGAAUUAAAAUUACUUGGUUUCAUAUUGCAGUUAUAUUAUUAUGAUAUCAAAAGCGAAAAAUUACGUAAUUAUUUCCUUGCAUUGUAUGUCAAAAUAAAUCCAUUUUGUGCGUGUCACCAUUGGCGAUAAUACAUGUA